Molecule: messenger RNA, 2199 nt
Organism: Mesorhabditis spiculigera
Lineage: Eukaryota; Metazoa; Nematoda; Chromadorea; Rhabditida; Rhabditidae
Source: the annotation of a GenBank genome assembly
AUGUCGUACAACAACUACGACAACGGGGGCAGCUAUCAGAAUCGGAGCUACGGAGGUGAUGGCGGCGGCCGCGGAGGCGGUUACCACCAGCGCAUCAACGAGGAGGAUGUGCCCGAAUCGAAGCAUACCGUCUUCAUUCGUGGUCUGCCUGGCAGUGUUAGCACGGAGGAGAUUCGAGAUUUUUUCAACGACAAAAUUGGCCCAUGUUCAUUCGAUUUCACGAAAAUCUCGCCGGACCGCAGCCGACUGUUUGUGGCGGUUCGCUUUGAAUCGCGGGAGCAUGCUAGGGAGUGUAUGGAUGAAUACAAAGACCGGGACCUUCUUGGAUACCCCUGUGAGAUGACAUGGUUUCGCGACAUCCGCCGCUACGCCUCCUACCAGGCAGCCCAACAAGCCGCUCUUCGAAGCCGUGGUCGUGCUCGUUAUAGUGGCGGGAUGAAUCGCGGCUAUGAUAGCCGCGGCGGCUACCGCAGAAAUCGCUCACCGGAAGAGGAUUCGGAGGACGAGCGGCGUCGCAAGAAGAAGGAGGAGAAGCGCGCUCGCAAGGCGGCCAAGAAGGAGAAACGUCGCAAGCGCAGCGCCAGCGGUUCUCCAGUUUCCGAAGACGGCUCGGAUCGGGAGCGUUCGAGGAGGGAGAAGAGCCACUCGCGGGUCUCGUCCAAGGAGCCGACGAGGGAACGUUCGGAAUCGCCGCUUCGCGUCGGGGACCCGAAGAUUGGUGGCAACGACAAAGACAUCAAAAUCUCGAUCACGAUGCCGCCGCUGCCGAAUAUUGAACUGCCGCCCCCGGUGCAAUCCGAGACGGCCAAGCAACUCCAGAAUACGAAGAUCCAAUUCGGGCUCGAGGGGGACUCGAAGCCGAUUGUCAAGAACGACUUGCUGAAACAGGACCCGGCGCCGCCGCCCGCCGAAGAACCCAUGGACAUUGAAAAAGAACCCACUCCUCCACCAACGCCAGCCUCGACCCCGGUGUUCACCCCGGUGUCGACACCGGUGCCCAAGCCUGCCCCUGUCGAACGUGUCGCCCCCACACCGCCAGCAGUCGUGGCCCCAACGCCAACACCGCCUAAGCCAGUGUUCCAUUCCCGGCCGGCUCCGCUACAUUCGCACGUGCCAAUGCCGCCGAAGCCAGCGCCAAUCCCACCUCCGCCCCCUCAGGUGCAGCACAUGACCCCGCCGAUGCCGCGAAUGGACGGCGCCGUAAGCGAGCUCGAGCCGGCCAAGGGCCUCCGGGUCCAUUUUGUGCCCACCCGAAAGUACCAGAGCGUCAAGGCCGGUUCAAAGGGCGGCUACACGGCCGUCUUUGGCAACGUCGAGUACAUGCACGACAAAGCGUACGUGCAGGCCAACGGCGAAGAGCGGUGGUAUUGGCGGUGUAUUCGCAAGUUCUGCAAGGCUCGCCUGGUCACAAGUACCGAAGGGGUGAUCCUGAGCUGCCGCAACGAGCACACGCACUGUGAUAUGGCCAAGAAACAGCCAGAACCGAUCAACGUACCCGCCCAACCCCAAAACCACUUCGCCAACAACCCGGCGAUGAUGAUGAUGAUGGGCGACCACCCGGACCUGUUCCAACAGCACUUCAUGCCGCACUUCCCGAACUCGAUGCCCCCAUUCGACCAGUUCGACGUGAAGCCCGAGAUCAACCGGCUGGCCUUCCCGGUCGGGCACCAGGUUCAACCUCAGCAAGCCGGGCCAAGUGGGCACUCGCCGUCGACCAGCUACGAUAUGCCGUUGGCGGAUAUGCUGCUCAACUACUGUGAUGCCGCCAAGCAACAGCCGGCCAACGGGCAGCAAAAGUAUGGGCUGACGGAUCGGCUGCUCGGCAGCAUCAAGGACAUCCAGGGCACCAUCGCCUCCGCCAUCAAGUACGAGCCGCCCGAGGAGGAGGAGGGAGGCACCCUCAAGCUCUCCUCGCUCGCCACCAACGCCGAUGACGAGGACGACGCCGAGAUGAAGAGCCUGGAGCGCGAGCAGCGACUCUCACUCCUCAACCAGAUGCAGAUGGACAAGGUCGAGCUGAAGAAGAAGCAGCUGGAGAAGGCGUUCAAGAGCGACUGCGAAACGUUCAAGAUUGUCACGCUGAAGCUGCUCGGCAAGGACGCCGACCUGGAGAAGCCACUACGGAUUGCGCUUAUGGAGGUGAUGACCGACCUCGAGAAGCAGCUGCUCGAAAAGCUCGACGCGUUCAUCGCCACCGUC